Molecule: messenger RNA, 1388 nt
Organism: Puntigrus tetrazona (Sumatra barb)
Lineage: Eukaryota; Metazoa; Chordata; Actinopteri; Cypriniformes; Cyprinidae
Product: cytosolic 5'-nucleotidase 1A-like
Exons: 2
Coding region: 1-519 (172 amino acids)
Biological process (GO): adenosine metabolic process; nucleotide metabolic process
Cellular component (GO): cytosol; cytoplasm
Molecular function (GO): 5'-nucleotidase activity; nucleotide binding; magnesium ion binding
Source: RefSeq, a predicted model, not a curated record
AUGAGCCAUUCUUGUUCAGGAUUCGGAGCAGCCACUAUGUUCCAGAGAGAUUACCAAAAGCAGAGUGAUGAAAUGUUACGUGUGGCCUUUGAUGGUGAUGGAGUCCUGUUUUCAGAUGAGUCAGAGAGAGUCUACAAAGAGAAAGGUCUAGAGGGUUUCUUCCAAAAUGAGUGUACCAAAGAGGGGACAUCUUUGCCAAUGGGUCCUCUGGCAAAGUUUUGUGAAGCAUUGGCACAUCUCAAUAAGAAAUUCCGGAAAGCCCCAAGCCCAAGUCCAAUUCGUACCUACUUGGUAACAUCACGUAGCACAGGCAGCCCUGGAAUCAGAGCUCUGAAGACUCUUCAGGAGAACAAUCUGGAGAUAGAUGAGGCAUUCUUUCUGAGUGGUGCCCAUAAAGGGCCUGUACUACAAGCACUCAAACCUCACAUAUUCUUUGAUGACCAGAUGCAACAUGUUAACGGAGCCCUUGAAAAAGGGGUUAUUAGUGCUCAUGUUCCUUAUGGUGUACGGAAUGAGUGAGAAUCAAACCUAGUCUUAUUUGUAAAUGCGUGACAAAACCAUACAUCAUUCUUGUCAUGACUUCAUUCUGAUCAGUUUGUUUUUGGUCUCUGUCUAACAGUUUGCCAUGUGCUUGUGUUUUCCCUCCCCACUGUCAUCUGAUUAACCACUUCAGCUGCCUUCUCACCUGUGGCUCCAAGCAUAGCUGGUAUUUUUUAGUUUUACUCCUUUUGCUCACUCUGCCUCUUGUUUCCUCCAGACCUCUGUUCCCCUGUCCUGGCUCCUCCAGUGCUGUGUUUUGUAGUUCCUCCUCACCUGCUCCUUUUGGAGUACUCUACAAAGAUCUUUUGCUGGGAUGUUGGGACUGAUGCAGAGACUAUAAGAGCAGAUUCCUCUACUCCAAACGCUCCUUGCCUAGCGGAGUGACUGGACACAUGUUUAUUGACCGCUUACUUGGUUAUUUUAUCUGUCUGGAAUUAUGUCUUCUGGCCCUCUGCCCCAGUCAAGUUUUUGUUAAGAGACAGGAAAUAGAUUUGAGUUCACACCUGCAACUUAAUCCUUGUUCAUUCCUGACAAUUCUUUCUUCUGCAACAUGAUUUAUAAUGCCAGGAAAGUUAAAUUUGGCACUUUCCACUGAUGUUUUUAAGGCUUAAAUUGUAAGUGAAAUUAAGGCAAAUGCUGAUUUUAAAUAAUUAUAUUUUAAUCAAUAAAUCUUUACCUAAAUGUCUUUUUUCUCCUGCAUUCUUACUACAGUGCACGCAUACAAACUGAUAUUUUGAACAUAUGAACAUUUUACCAAUUCCAAACCACAUUGAUCUUUUCAAAGACCAGAAUCACAUCCUCUUGCACCACUCUUUCAGUUUAUCUGGCAGUAAAUUUUUUGAGUGUUU